This is a messenger RNA of Vicia villosa (hairy vetch), 1470 nucleotides long. Its product is annotated as thiosulfate/3-mercaptopyruvate sulfurtransferase 2-like. The record is from RefSeq and is a predicted model, not a curated record. Gene Ontology annotation, cellular component: mitochondrion. Lineage: Eukaryota; Viridiplantae; Streptophyta; Magnoliopsida; Fabales; Fabaceae. The transcript has 12 exons. Gene Ontology annotation, biological process: transsulfuration. Gene Ontology annotation, molecular function: thiosulfate-cyanide sulfurtransferase activity. The coding region runs from base 133 to 1287 and encodes 384 amino acids.
CACACUCUCACUACCUAAUUGAUUGAUGCUACUAUCUCUUUUCUGAUUAAAAAUUAAAUUUUUGAUUUUGGAAUAACCUGCGACUCUUCGAAUUAUCCGAGGCCACACCUUUUAUAUGGUCGCUGCUGCAAAAUGGCUUCGUCCCUUUUGACAAAGAUUCUUUUAUCUCCUCGCUCGAUUCACACCUCCUCCUUAUUCACUCACCACCCACCAAUUCUCUCUUCUCUCUUCAAUAAGCAGGUGUUCUCUAUACGAGCUGUUUCAACCUUUACAUCCCAAAAUACUAAGUUGACUAGUUGGGCUCCUUGUAUGGCUUCUUCAGUAGUUAGUAGAAGAGCUACAUAUUCGACGCGAUCUGCACCUACGAAUGAGCCGGUUGUUUCUGUAGAUUGGCUUUACGAAAACUUGAAGGAGCCGGAUAUUAAGGUAGUGGAUGCGUCCUGGUACAUGCCGGAUGAGCAAAGGAAUCCGAUUCAAGAGUAUCAGGUUGCUCACAUUCCCGGGGCCCUUUUCUUUGACAUAGAUGGAAUCGCAGACCGCACUACAAAUUUGCCGCACAUGUUGCCUUCAGAGGAAGCUUUUGCCGCUGCUGUUUCUGCUCUUGGCAUACAUAACAAAGACGACCUAAUUGUUUAUGACGGAAAAGGACUAUUUAGUGCAGCCCGUGUUUGGUGGAUGUUCCGAGUGUUUGGACAUGACAGAGUUUGGGUAUUAGACGGUGGCCUACCAAGAUGGCGUGCAUCUGGUUACGAUGUUGAAUCUAGUGCUUCGAGUGAUGCUAUUCUUAAAGCCAGUGCUGCAAGUGAGGCAAUAGAGAAAGUAUCUCAAGGACAAGCAGUUGGUCCAAUCACAUUUGAGACUAAAUUUCAGCCACAUCUUGUUUGGACCCUUGAACAGGUAACGAAAAAUAUAGAGGAAAAAUCUCACCAACAGGUAGAUGCUCGAUCAAAGCCUAGGUUUGACGGAAUUGCACCAGAGCCCAGAAAGGGAAUCAGAAGUGGCCACGUACCUGGCAGCAAAUGCAUUCCUUUUCCCCAGAUUUUAGAUAGUUCACAAGCAUUGUUACCAGCAGGCGAGCUUAAGAAGCGAUUUGAACAAGAAGGCAUCUCUUUGGAAAAGCCGGUCGUGACUUCGUGUGGAACAGGAGUAACUGCAUGCAUUCUUGCAUUGGGUCUUCAUCGUCUUGGAAAGACCGAUGUUCCGGUUUACGACGGAUCAUGGACCGAAUGGGGAUCACAUCCUGAUACUCCUGUUGACACCGCAGAUAUCGCCGCAAAAACGCAAUAGAAUCACCAAAAUGAAAUUGCAUGGCAAAAGGCUGUAUCUAGUUUUCAAAACAUUUUGAGCAGAACUGAUUUAUGUCUGCAUCUUUGCUUUAAAAAUGUUAAUAAUGACAGGAUUGUUUGAUAACUGUACUAAGGUUUGUGUUUUUAGUUCUUGUCAUAUGAAAUAAAAUCAAAGUUAAAAGGA